GAAGGCGGGGCCCGCGCGCGGGGAGGAGGAGGAGAGCGCGAGGGAGCAAAGAGAGAGCGUUCGAAGAAAAAAAGCGGAGACGCCGCGCCGAGAGAGAGAGAGAGAGAAAAAAACUCUCCCCCCCCCCUGUCCGUGUCUCUCGCAAGCUCGACUCGGAGCGGCCAACGGCAAAGAAUGGCAGAACCGCGGUUUAAUAGCCCUUAUUUCUGGCCUCAUCCACCGACCAUGACCAAUCAGAUCGACAACCUCGUCCUGAUCAACAAAAUCAAGGAGCAGCUGAUGGCGGAGAAGAUCAGGCACCAGUCGCACCAGCCACUCGGGCAGCCGUUGCCACCGCCGCCACUCUCCCAACACUCGCCCUCCACCCCCAACCUAAGUCAGCAGCAGCUGUCCCAACAGCAGCAGCAGCAGCAACAACAACAGCAGCAGCAACAGCAGCAGCAACAGCAGCAGCAUGAGGCCCAGCAUGGCUCUGGGAAGCCCAAUGUGGCACUGCACGCCCGUCCACCAAGCACUAUGGAUCGCUUUCCCAAGCCCUACGCCACAGCCGUGGAGGGUAGGGAGGGGGAGGGGGCUGGGGGGAUGGUGCGGGAGGCUGGUGGAUUGCGGGGACACGGAUCCGGGUCUUGCUGCUGCUAUGGUGACAUGGGCUGCCCGUCACCAGGGGGCAUGGAAGGCCAGGUGGGCAUGGCUCGGGGAAUGGUGUCUUCGGCCGGAGGGGGUGGCGGUGGCAACCAGGGCCGCGUGGACACAGCGGGCAGCCCCCUGCCCAUGAUGCCAGGCCUGACGUCGGCGCACCAGGUGCUGGAGGGCAUGUCCGGCGUGGGCACCGUGGGCAAGCGCGGAGAGCGUGGCCGCAGGAAAAAGGCGGCGCUGGACGGUGGCGGGCAGCCGGUGCUCGUCGUGCCCUACCCCAUCCUCGCGUCGGGCUCCGACCAGCCCAAGGACGGCAAGACGUACAAUUUAAACCCCUUCGGGUCAAUCGCGGAGGGAGGGGGUCAAGACACCAAGUGCAAGAUGUGCCCCCUGACCUUCUUCACCAAGUCGGAGAUGCAGACGCACGCCAAGUCGCACACGGAGGGCAAGCCGCACAAGUGCCCGCACUGCUCCAAGUCGUUUGCCAACGCCUCGUACCUGGCUCAGCAUCUACGCAUCCACUCGGGCGUGAGGCCCUACCACUGCUCCUACUGCGAGAAGGCCUUCCGCCAGCUGUCGCACCUGCAGCAGCACACACGAAUCCACACAGGUGAUCGGCCUUACAAGUGCGCUCACCCCGGCUGUGACAAGGCCUUCACCCAGCUCUCCAACGUGCAGUCCCACCAGCGGCAGCACAACAAGGACAAGCCGUACAAGUGCCCCAACUGCUACCGCGCGUACACCGACUCGUCCUCGCUACAGAUCCACCUGGCAACACACGCUGUCAAGCACGCCAAGGCCUACUGCUGCAACAUCUGCGGCAGGGCUUACACCUCGGAGACGUACCUGGUGAAGCACAUGAGCAAGCACUCGGGCCUGGACCCCAGCGCCGCGUCGGGGCACCAGUCUCCACCCCCCAACCCGGACUCCCCGCCCUGUCCUAUCCGCCUGCCCAUCAUGUGACUCCCGCACCACCCACCUUCCUCACCUGUCUCACCUGCUCGCUCGCUCGCUCUCUCACUCUCUCGCUCAAUGCCACCCCCACCCCUGACCUCCUCCCCCCACCCACCCCUCUGUCUCCCCCCCCACCCCAAUCCAACCCACCCCAGACACGAGCCAGAGACUCGUGACAGCAUCCCUCCCCUCUCCACUGACCCCCCCCCUUCCCCUCCCGGAACCCCCCCCCCCCCGAUCCCUCCGCUUUUCCCCCGCCGCCGCAAAUGCACGCCGCGCAGAUUCACUCUCUGCUUGACUUUUCUUUGCGUUGCCGUUUCAUUAAAGGCCCGCCGCAUGCCUUGUAUCGGUAACGAACUAAUGGUUACAAAUAACGGUGAUGAUGAUGAUGAUACGCUAACCGCAGCGCACACACACGUUUAUCACUCGGUGCCGAUUUUGUCGCGUGUUGAUCGAUAAGUCUUUUUGAACGCACGUGCCACGAAAGUUACUUGCAACACAAAAAGAUUCCCUUGACUCGCCGUGUGCCCCCAUCCCUCCUCGACCCGUUUUUUUUUAUUAUCACUUCGUCAGAAUAAUAAAGAGAAGUAAGGAGGAGCACUUUGUUGAAUUGUUACCAUGGAUAUUUGGAACAUUUUGUUGAAAAUCGUGCGUCGGCAGCCUCCAGCGGGGAAGGUAGCGAGUUCAUAGUUUGCCGACGUUUUGAAGACAGUCCCUCUCCUUACUUAUGUGUACAAGUACGCUCGGGCGAACACAAACCGCCUGCUGUUAAAACAAUCUAUAAAUAUUUUGACCGUCCUUUGCAUUUACUAUUUUAACUAUUUUAUAUAUAUAUAUAUUUCCCAUCAUUUCGUGCAUCGGCAUACGCAAGGUAAUGUUGUUUGUCGUUUACCGGAAGCCCAUUGGACGGUGAAGGCAGUUACGUGACCCCCCCCGCCCCCCUCCCCCAACCGCGACAUUUGUUUUAAGUUGCGUAUUGAACGGCUAGGGUUGUUGAGCGUUAAAAGUCACGCCGUAGACGAUCAUCGUUGUCGUUAAAUUUGAAGGGGGGGUUGGGUGGGAGACUUGAUAUAAAUCGGGGCGCGGGGGUGGGGGAGAAAUGUGUUCCAGCACAGGCAUGAGACAAUUAUACGACAUCAUGUGAUGAAUUACCGAACCUGUCUGCUUGCCAUUUUACUAAUUUUUUUUUUAAACUUCCACUUUCUUUGUUUUCUAGAAAAUCAUGUGACUUGAAUAGGAGCAACGUCAGUCAUGUGAGCGACAUUCACUGCAAGUCUGAGAUGUGUCAUGUGACGCACUCCUUUUAUCACGUGAUGUAAGCUUCAAGCACCCUCCCUCCCCUUCCCUUCGACCCUCGCCCCUUUACCCUCCCAGUGGUGCCCUGCCUCUAGCCCCUUAGCCUCUACCCCACGACCACUCCCACCUCCUCCUCCCCUCCUCCCACGUCUCGGCCAAACGUAUUUUUCCGUAGUUCUGUCCUUCCCGGAUGGACGGAUACGAAACCCGCUCGCCCGACGUGCGUAGCACGCGAUCGCCAGAGUGGUUGGCGGCGGCGGCGGCGGCGGCGGGCGAACCCGAACGUUUUGCCUCUCGUCGCCGAAGACCUGCAAAAAACGAGAGGACGCUUUUGCGCACACGCUUGGACUUUUACGGACGCCGAAGGCAAGACUACUCCUCUCCCUCGCACUCUCACCGCAAACCACCUCCCCCCCCCCCCCCCCCCCGAAAAAAAACCUCUACACCCCGUCGCCGCAACCGGCAUCGUGUUGAAAAAAAAGACUUCGGUGAACGUGAAAACUUGAGCGCAAUGUGGAGCGUAAACGCACGUGCCUGCUUGCCUGACUCGGGGUCGCGCGUUUCCGUACGGCUCGGUGUGACUUUGAAAGAAAAAAAAUAUAUGUGUAUCGUUGUCAAAGCACGAUGCGCGGCGGGAGAAAUUUCGAGGCGCAAAAAAAUGUUCGCGCGUCCUCGCCACUCGACUCCCACCACACUCCACUCUCCCGCCCCCCCUCCACUGUCCUUCCACCACCGAACACUUUGGGACAAGUUCACAUACUGACGGCAGCUAAAGGGAGGCCGCUGCCAUCCAACGGCAGUGGCGCCCGUCAACCGGUUUUGUACAUAAGUGUCGGGUGAGCAGCGCUAAGCAGUGCCCACUCCGGCAGCAAGGUUCCCACUCUUUUAAAGGCUUAACGUUAACAUUACGUGGUUAUAAUUUUAUUUUAGACAUACUCUCUUCGCUUGAUAACUGCCACUGUGAUCAAUGACAGGACGACUAUAACUGUAUUAACUGAUGGAUUCAUAUUUACUGUCACGUUCUCGGUUUUGGUUUUUCGCCGAUAGACGACAUGACCCGCUUGCCGAAGAUGAGUUACGUGCCGAGUUUUUGUUUUCUCGAUUCGUCGGUCCCAAGAGAAGCUACGUUUGCCGCCAAUCCUCUCCUCAACCGUAAAGAUCGUGUCUACGCGACUUCAAUGCGCACAUUACGGGCCCAGUGGAUUCUCUUUCCCAUUACACAAGCAGCCGCUGUGAAGGUUUAGUGAAAAAAGGUGGCCCAGUUCGCUCGUUAAGUCUUGUCGGGCAUGCGAUGGUUUACCUAUCCUUGCCCACUGGCCUGACUGUCGCCGUGAUGCGCGCGACAAGAGAGAGACGGGUCACGCCACGUCGGCGAGAUGUUAACUACUUCGCCUGGUAUACGGGAGGUCAUGGGUUCGAUCACGAUCCUGACGCCUGCUGUAUAUUUGGAGUUUGCAUGGUCACCCCGUGGUUGCGUGGAUUUUUUCUCCAGGUCCUCCGGUUAAACCCCCUCCACAUUUACAAUCAACGUUUGGUUCAGAUGAUUUGGCUGCUAUAAAUUUUGACGUGAUGAAUAAGCCGCUUCGUUUGAGCUGUCGCUUGCGAUCGCCAGGUCGCUCCUGAAAUGAGAGCGACAUGUAACUGAGACGUGACGGUGGAAACCGCACUUCCCCCGCCGGGACCCGUGACUCGUCCCGUGGGCCGCGAUGAUCAUGGACGGAGGGGGGAGCGGCUUUCGUCUCAAAUUGUCUACCCCCACACACGGCUUCCACCCCCCCCCCCCUAACACUUGUCCCCCGUUGUCGGUACACGUGGACAAAUUAAGUCGUGUGUGUGUGGAGGGGGGGGGGGCAGCAGUUUUAACAUAUACAAAGUAUAUAUAUAUAACAUUUCAUUUUGGAACCGAGCUGAAAGGCAAAGGUGUGAGUGGUUUUGGUGUUUUUACAAACAUCGGUCAGCUAUCGGAGGAAGCUGCCGACCGGUGAUUUUAACUCGACCCCCCCCCCCCCUUGUACAAUUUUGCCGUGACCCCAGUUUGUACUUCUACUACGACGGAUGCAGAAACCUCUGGGUACCGAACGCGCGCCCAUCUUUUUUAAACCGAACCUUGCGUUUUACCGAAGAGGUUCGUCGUUCUCGCGUGUUUUUUUUUCUUUUUUAACUUAACGUCACGACGACGUUGCUUCAAGAGGCAGAGAGAGAGCUUCGUUUCGUUCAUGUGGAGCCGUCUUGUUUUUUUUUGUUGCUAUAUUUCUUUUUUCAUUUCAAAGAAAUUAUCGAGUUACAACUUGUUUUUUCGAUUCGGAUCGAGAGCUCACGUUAUAAUUUUUAGUGCCCGUUUUUCGAUGAUUAAAUACUGUGCACGAAUAAGCGUGCCUCUCGUAUAUGGAAAGGAAACAAAACGGUGAUGGUGCGUGCGAUGACUGUCACUUCUCAAAGUUAUAUUUUAGACUGAGUGGCCUUCAAAGUCAAUACAUACUGAGCGUUUAACGAGAAAUUUGAGCAAAAGUACUCCCCCCUCCCUCCUCGCUUAUCUCCGACUAAUUUUUUGCGUUUCCAUUAAGCUUUUUUUGUGCAUUAUUAUUAUGAUUACAAUAAUAUUUUUACAAUAGCACUAUUGGCUAUACAUUAGUAUAUUGUAAGAUAUGAGGUAUGUAGAUUAUAAAACUGCAUUUAUACUUAAAUAAUCCCACUAAUAUGGGGUAUAAGAUGGUUUUGCAUGGCUGUUCCUGUACAUAUAUAAAAAAAAAGUAUAUAUGAAGUGAGGAAAGGGGUUGUGGUUUUUUUUUACGUACCAUGUGUGUUGGCUAGAGAAAGCGAGCGAGCGAGAGAGAAAAGAAAUGCCACAUUGGCAUGGCUAUUGUGUUCAACCAUUGCGUUGGCUUUCACCACCGCCUGAAACAUUUCAGUGUGAGACUGGACAAGCCUCUAUCAGUGUUGGCAGUCACACGUGCGGCACCCCCCCCCCCCCCUUGUUUGGUCCCACCCAGCUCAACGGGCAGUGAGAGAAGGUGCGAUGGGUAGCAGGAGACCUGCGCGCGUGUGUGUGCAGGGGUUCUCAUGUCUCUUCCCCCGAUCCCCCUCCACCCCCGUCUGCAAAAGAGGUGCUCGAUUCGUCUCGGAAGCCAGUAUGACGCGCGCGUGCGUGCGUGCGUGCGUGCGCGCGCUUUUAACGUUUCCAACAUACGUUCGGGAGCAAUGUGACGAGAGACGCAGAGAGUCGCUUUCGCCGGAGUAGAAACGCCUAAAUGCCCGGGUGCUGAAGUUUGGUUUCGUGUUACUUUACCGUGAUUUUUUCCGCUCUGCCAACCGUUAUCCCGCUCCCCGCCCCCUCCCCCUCCUGUGUGCGUGCGCGCUUUGGCAUCGUUGAUGAAAUCGAAGCGUGCGUGCGUCUCCUUUCACCGAUCUCGCCACGGCUAGUAGAUGAUCUGCGAUGAUUCGUCGCCGUGGGGUGGCGAGAAGCCGGUUGGGGGGAGACGAGGCCUCACGCAGACUUCACGUUAGCAGCUUCCCGAGCGGCAGGAGAGGAGGUGGGUGCGAUUUAUUGGGAGCGGGUUCUCCUCGUGAGCGACAACAUCGAUACAUCCGACGUAAUUUUAGGUCCUUUUUUUUUUGUAUAACCAUACUACUGCCUCGACAGUGCCAAAUGUUUUUUUUGGCGAUAAAGCGACUUCAUUUAUUUAGCGACAGCCUCUCUUUUGCGUCCGGUGGCGGGCAGGCGGGGGGGGGAAACCUUGGAGGUCGCCGGCGUCGACGAACCGAAGGGUUUUUAUUCUCCGGCAAAAGGAGUCCAAAUCUCGUUGCGAUCUCGCGAAAGUUGAGGUGUGUUUUCUUCGAUGUAAGCAUGGGAGAAAGUCCCCUCGCAUUCAUAUUACUGUAUUUCUUUUAUUAUGUUUCUUUUAUUCCGCUGGCGUCGACAAUUAAAAAAAAAAUCGUCGGAAGCAUUCACUCUUGAAAUGUCACGCGUUUAAAAGCGUCGGAUGCUGUAGUAAAACUAUCACCGCGCGCCGUUGUCAUCGACUCGCUAAUAAUCCGGCAAAUUGAGCACACUUUCUUAUCCGGCAGAAGUAAAAACGGGCAUCCUUGAACCGUGCUUUCGAUUGAAAAAGUAGGAGAGUGACUUUUUCCUGCAUAUUUUUACGAUACUUCCCCACCACCCGCCGCUACCGCUGUUUUUUCCCCCCUGAUUUUUUUUUAUGCGGACACACGGGCUCAUAGUGGACUAAUGAAUAUAGAGAAAAAGUGUUGUUACAUUGCACAUAGCUCUGUACAGUAUUGAGGGUAGGGGAGGGGGCGAGCUUUGAAAGAGAGAUUAAAUAAUGAGAAGGAAACUCCUGAACGGAUUAAAAAAAAAACAUUCUCACUUUCUGUGAACAUGUUUUUGGAUCUGUGUCAUUUUACAGAUACAACUGUUGCAAUAUAUAUACGGAGGGGUAUGCAAAGUGUUUUUUUUUUAUUUCAAAUAACAAGACAAUUUCACUAAAGUUCACUUCACUAAAAAUACUGUUUUAAGAAGUUAGCAGGUAACGAUUGUGCGAUUUGCAGUCGUUCAGUUUUAUCGAUCACAUUGAGAGUUACCUAUUCACUUUAUGGAUUUCCCUAAAUUAUUGUUUUAAAGUACAAAUUCACAAACUGCCGUGCAAUUACUUAUUUUCCCGCUCAGUUUAAAACGAAUUUCAAAAGAAAAAAUUUCAAUCACGGGAGCUAAAAACGCUCGGUCCAAAUGACAUUUUUUUUUUUUAAGUUUGAAUUCUCCGGCAUGUUUUUUGAGUUGUGCCGCUCUGGGAGCUUGUUUGAUUCUUUCCCAAAAUGAAACGUGGGGACAUCACGCGCGGAACGCAACGCGGUACAACCCAACGCACGCGCGCACACGCGUCGGGGAGAUCUACAGCACAAUCGCAAGAACCUACACGAUAUCCAACUCCUCGUUUCACGCUUGUGGUAUUUUUUUUCAAUCAAGAAGGGGUUGUCUUUUCAUUACGGUUAUAGCUUCUAUCUUCUGUUUUGUGUCCCGACAAUUCUUAAAUGAGCGACAGCAUUUCGUUUUCGAUAACAAUCGUGGAUGUGUUUUGCCUUAUCGACUUUUCGCCGUACAGCAUAUCCUGGCUUUCGCGGCCACGGUGAAAACCAGCGUGCGUUGUGGCACGUCCGCUGUCGACCGCGUUGAGAGAAUACUUAAUUUAACCCGACAGUCUCGUACAAACGUCGCAAGCCAAUUUUGCGCGCAAUUUUAACAAUCUCAAGCUUGAUAUGCCAUCUCAUUGCAAAGGUUCAUAAUUUUCAUCGUUUUUUGUAAACGUGUUCGUAUAUUUCUCUUUAUUUUUUUCUCUCAAGAGGUGUCUCCUUUGCAGUGCUGUAUACCUGAUCUAUUAUUAUUAUACAAUGUAUUAUUAUAAUAAUUUGUACUACGCUCCCGUCAUUUUAAUAAUGCAUUGACAGUAUACUGUAGUUAGGGAAUCAAGUUAACGUUUUUUUUAAACAAAAAUAAAAAAAAAUUACUAUAUAUAUAACAAGCACUUGUACAGACUUAACUGAAACAUGUAAAUGGGGGUUGUUUUCCUUCUAAAAUAGCCACCACAUGAUUUUACAGAAUUUCUCACUGAGACCGUUUUUAGUUGUGUCUGUCGCCCGCCGGGUCAGCGUUCGACUCACCACAGACGCUUUGUAUUUUACGAAAUGGGACAUACGAUGGCUUUUUUUUUAAAUGUACCGGACUUUAAAAAAAAAAAUACAAAAAGAACAAAGUUGUGUUCGCUUGUAAUUGUACCUGUGACAUUGUUUAUAUUGUAUUACUAUACGCGUAACAUUUGCUAUUUUUUGUCUCAUGUAUAGCAUUCAUUUAAUGUAUAUAACAACAGCAAACAACUUUGUUUUGUUAUACCUGUAUCAUUAAACAUUUUAGAAACCAAAA
Lethenteron reissneri (Far Eastern brook lamprey) is the source of this 8797-nucleotide messenger RNA. RefSeq names its product zinc finger protein 362-like. Gene Ontology annotation, cellular component: PcG protein complex; transcription regulator complex; chromatin. The record is from RefSeq and is a predicted model, not a curated record. Lineage: Eukaryota; Metazoa; Chordata; Hyperoartia; Petromyzontiformes; Petromyzontidae. Gene Ontology annotation, molecular function: RNA polymerase II cis-regulatory region sequence-specific DNA binding; DNA-binding transcription factor activity, RNA polymerase II-specific. Gene Ontology annotation, biological process: regulation of transcription by RNA polymerase II.